AUGUCUGGACGACCAACCACGCCCCCUUCCGCCUCUGAGGCAGAGGAGAUCCUAUCUCCUCUUGCGAACAAUACCUCCAGCCUGGCCCCUGGAGAUCGUCGAACCUCAAACCCUCGGUUUGGACCCAUUGGUGGCCCGUCUCUCGCUGCCUCCGCUUUCCCUGCCCCCGGCUCGGUCCCUGGUGAUGCCACUAUCACCGGUACUGCCAACAACACUCCCGCGGCGACUGCCAGAGGCCGAGAGCAGCCCGGCGGUGUUUUCCCUGCCCCUCGUGCCGUGACAGGCGGAAAUUUCCGUCAUGUCACCACUCUUGACAGCCUCCCGCCGGCCUCUUCGAGUACCCAGAGGACCCUACGGUCCAACCAACCAGGCAAUUCUUAUGUGACCGGCCUGGCAACCUGGCGCCGUGGCCCAGAGCAGCCCGGCCAGCGUUCAGCCCCUGAUGGCACCACUCCGUCGAUCCCCCGCCCCUCUGCCCCUGACGUCUCUCGUGUCGUUGAGAACGUCCCCAUCGAGAACCGCGGAGCGGCUGUUCGUGGCGGUUUCGAUGGCAGUACGACGGGCUACCGAGGCCUGAAUACUGGAGCAGCUACCUCCCAGGCUGGAAACAUACAGGCACCACAGCAGCAGCAACAAGCAGAGCAGCAGCAGACCCGUCGUGGAGGCUUUCAAGGCCUCCACCUGUUCAGGAACCGUGGGCCCUUUCAACCAAUGAAUCUGAUGCUUUUUCCAGAGGCAGCCAACCGCCCUCUCGACGAGGAAGAACGGAGAUACCGUGAUCAGCGUGGUAUCUCCUACAAUUACAGGGGCGACUCUCGGAACCCUUCAAAUGAGUCUGCCAACAUUCCGGACGAGGAUAACUGCUCGGUCUGGAUCACGCUGCUCCCUCCGGACUGCACCUACAAGGACCUGCUCACCGCCGUGGCCGUCCACCGCCCGGGACAGGUCUGGUCGACUGUCAUCUCCCCUCCCCUGCAGCCAACGACCUACCGGGAAGCAAGUCUGUCGAGCUCUCGCACCUCUGCGGCAAAGAUCGUGUUCUACACGGCCGCAGCAGCCCAGCAUCUGAUCCGUGUUGCCCAACAGGGACAGUUCGUUGUCAAGACUCACACGGCCCGGGUCAUACAGAACAAAAUCAAGGUGGCCCCUCAGCCGGAUACCGGCGUCUUUACCAGCCGCGUCCUGUGGAUCACAGGAUCCCCGGAUAUCGUCAACGUGGAGAACCUGACUCGGCUCUUUAGCCAUUACUUCCGCUGGGACACCGAGGAGAUCCUCGUGCGAAGGGAUCCGGAGACAAGGAAGGGGGGCGCCCAGCACACGCUUGAGUGGCGGUUUGGAUCUUGCCACUGCCAGGCAGGGUCCGCGCUGCCCACUCUCCUCUCCUACUUGCCUGAGGCUACGCCAUGCUACGCCCCGGACCCGUGUGCCCAGGUCCUGACUGCACAGGGCUUCACCCGGCUGCCCGAGUAG
Molecule: messenger RNA, 1470 nt
Organism: Diaporthe batatas
Lineage: Eukaryota; Fungi; Ascomycota; Sordariomycetes; Diaporthales; Diaporthaceae
Exons: 1
Coding region: 1-1470 (489 amino acids)
Source: RefSeq, a predicted model, not a curated record